AACACGGGAAAUUUGCCGCCGUCCCAAUGCCCAACCCAUGACUCCCUCCUCCCCGUCGCUCCGCCGCCUUCUCUUCUCCCGGCGCCACCCCCUCGCUACGCACCACCAUCUCCGCUGCCGCCACAGCCUCUCCGCCCCCUCAGCGGCCGCCGCCGCCACCCCAGCUCCAUCCCGCGACCUCGCCGCCGCCGUCCACGGCGCGACCGCGGCCAAGAACUUCGCGCACGCUAUCCGUUUGACGAAAUCCCUCGUCCAGGCCUCCUCUUCAUCACCCGGCCGAAGCCCCGCCUCCACCGCCCCCACCGCCGCCGAAGCAGCCUUCGCCGCUCUCGCCUCCACCUCCAACUCCCCGGCCCCAGCGCUCGGCGUGCUCGUCAUCGCCCUCUGCCAGAUGCGGCUGCUCGACGAGGCGUUGUCCGUGUUCCGCCGCCUUCGGACGCUGCCGGAGUUACCGGCGUGUAACGCCAUUCUGGACGGGCUCGUCAAAGCCCGCAGAUUCGGGUGCGCCUGGGAGCUGUUCGACGAAUUGCUUAGCAGGGGGAUGGUGCCAAGUGUGGUGACGUACAAUACGCUCAUCAACGCGUGCCGGCAUCAGGGUGCUGUGGCGAAGGCUCAGGAGGUGUGGGAUCAGAUGGUGGCGAGGCAGAUUGAUCCGAAUGUGGUCACAUAUACGACGAUGAUAUGUGCGCUUUGUGAAGAGGGCUGCAUUGGUGAUGCUGAGCAGGUGUUUGAUGCAAUGAAGGAAGCAGGGAUGCAGCCUAAUCUGUACACAUACAAUGUGCUGAUGAGCAGCCAUUGUCAGAUGCAUGAUGUCAAUCGUGCAUUUGUGCUGUACCAGGAACUGCUGAAGAGUGGCCUCGUUCCAAAUGCUGUUAUCUUUACAACCCUGAUUGAUGGUUUCUGCAAGGCGAAGAGGUUCAGUGAUGCAAAGGAGAUGUUUCUUAACAUGCCCAGGUUUGGGGUGGCUCCUACAGUUCCUGUGUUUAACAGUCUGAUGGAUGGAGCUUUCAAAUCUGGAAAUGCACGAGAAGCAUUAGCAGUUUAUCAGGAGAUGACUCACCUAGGGUUGUCCCCAGAUGAGUUCACCUGCAGCAUAGUUGUGAGAGGCCUUUGUGACGGAGGGCAAAUGGAGGUAGCGGCCAGGUUCCUUGAAGGAGUGAGGCAAUCUGGUGCUAAUCUGAAUGCAGCUGCUUACAACGCACUGAUUGAUGAGUACUGCAAGAAAGGGAAUUUGGAGGAAGCGCUAGCAACAUGCACAAGAAUGACUGAUGUUGGAAUUGAGCCCAAUGUGGUGUCAUACACCUCCUUGAUAGAUGGGCAUUCAAAGAUAGGGAAUACGCAAAUAGCAAUGGCUAUAUACACUGAGAUGGUGGCUAAGGCGAUUGAGCCUAAUGUGGUUACAUACACUGCUCUUAUCUGUGGCCAUGCCAAGAAUGGUGGCAUAGAUGCUGCUUUUCGUUUGCAUAAGGAGAUGAUAGAGAAAGGUAUUUCACCUAAUGCUAUUACAGUGUCAGUUCUUGCUGAUGGCCUGUGCAGAGAGAAUCGGGUUCAGGAUGCGGUCAAGUUUGUGAUGGAGUACUCAGGGAUGAAGUAUAAUGAUCUUCAUUCUUUCUUCUCAAACUCUAUGACUGAAGAAGACCAUUUGAUUCCAAACUGUGUGAUAUAUAUGACAUUGAUAUAUGGACUCUACAUAGAUAGCCAACACUACGAAGCUGGUAAGCUCUUCUCUUAUAUGAGAAAGUCAGGUAUGGUGCCUGAUAGUUUUACCUAUACACUGCUGAUUCGUGGGCAGUGCAUGCUUGGUUAUGUCUUGAAUGCCAUGAUGCUCUAUGCUGAUAUGGUGAAGAUUGGUGUCAAACCAAUCAGGUACAAGACAGUCUGCCCUGAGAUUUGGUCACGGGUACCACUGAAUGACACCAGAACUUCUGCAAGUUAGGAAUCAGCUUUCAACUAAGAUUCAAGCCUCAUCGCUAUCUGUCCUACUGCAGCCUACAGAUGAUCAUGUGGAUGAAAAUAUCACGUUGUUAUGAAGGGGAAAUAGCUGAUUUUGGCCAUGAAGCCCUACAGAAGGUGCUGGUUGCAAACUGACAUGCCAACCAUGUGCCCAUGUUUAGUUAGGCUAAUGGAGUAGCAAAUCCUCAAAAAAAAAAGCAUUGAGGUGUUCACAAUUUCAGGAACUAUCCAAAGUCACUUUAAUUGAUGGUUGACAGGUAAUAUUAUUUCUUCUGUUAUUUAACAUGCCUUCCGGAUCUCACAUUAAUGCAUAUAUGUUAUUUGGCUCAGCCUGCUGGAUCUCAGAUACAAUCAAUUCAUGAUUGAAAUAACUUAAUUUCUUAAGAUUGGGAUUCAAAAUGUUGUAUGUCAAGAUAUCUCCACUUAGUUUUUUUACCUUGCAUAUAAGCAUGCCAACUUGUGCAUAGGACUGCACAUGAAAUUUUGGUUACUGGUAGGUUAGUGUAGCAUGCCAAAACUAAUAGUGCAUUAGUGCCUGCAGGACAUGCUUAUCUAGGUCAACUUUCUGCAUCUAUUGAAAUGUUCUGUUUCAAUGGUUGGAACUUGAAAGCUUAUCAAAUCCAUCUAGUAUUGUUUUCUAAGUCUGAUAUGCACCAGUCAUCUGUUAUAAUGGUAUUUUAGGAGAUACGAGUAUACGACACGACACAUAUAACAAGCAACUAUUGUCAUGUCAUAAUGACUACACUGAGACUGGCCUUAUGUGCAUUUAUAUUUUUAUAAUUUUUUAUAUCCUUAUAGGAAAAAUGAAAUAUUGAAUUUAACAUUAUUUGCCAUUGUUACCAUACUGUCCAAUAACUUAACCCUGUAACCUUAAUGAAAUAAUGAACUUAACACUGUUUUCCAUUGGACACUACAGUUCAGUUAUUUCGUAGUCAUGACUGACAGGAUGAAUUGUUAACUAUCGUCUAUCCACAUUGUACAAGACAUUAAACUACAAUAAACAUGAACUGUCUUUCUGCUUGUUCAAUUAAUUGCUAAUUAUUGUACUUCCUGACCUUCAAAGAUGGAAAUGGUAAUUUAAGGUCUAUGGCAGCUAGAACUAUAGUGAAUCAAUUUUGUGUCUUAAUUUUACGAAGAAAACCCAGGGGAAGGACUGCCUUCACGACAUUGCUUUAAGAAGAAACCUAACCACUUCUGGGUCUACAAAAGACCCCGAAGGCUGCCCCACCCAGGCGGCGCUCCCUGCGCCAGCAGCUGAAAGUAGUUUGCACAGCGAGGGCCCUUUUUCUAAUCCAGCUCUAAUUCGCUCCCACUGGGAUUCAAGCUCCCGGGCCUGCAAGGUGCUACUCAGGUGCUCUUAACUUCACUAAGAUCACAUUUUUUUUAGGCUUGAGGUUGGAGCUACAAGGUUGGAUAUUUCUAGCCAAUCUAAUUUAACAAUUUUUUAAUAAAAUUGUGUUGGCAAUCCUAGUUAGCUUAAAAUAUUGUCUCGCUUGCUUAGUUGCCUUAGCAAGGUUGAGUCAGGGCACAUUUGGCUGGCUUGCCUUGCCAACUCGCCUCACUUGGCAAGGCUAGCCUUGCCAUUGUCGCAGAGUGGUUUUCACUCAGCGGUGUUGCCAAUGGAAAUACUGGAAGUGCAGGAAACAAGGUAGCAAGCAAGGCAACCAAACACUGCAUUUAUUGCCCAGCCAGGCAAAGCAAGCCAUGGGGGGCAAGGGAGAUCCAAACAUCCCCUCAGUUGCUUUAGAAAAUUUAAGAGGGUUUCUUCACUCUUCAGACAAAUUAUCAUGGGAGUAGUUGAAAGUAAGUAUUGUGUAGUAUGAUGCUCAUUCAGUCAUUCUGCACUGCAAAUUACAAUAUUUAUAGCGUACCUGGAGAUCUUACAUAGACAGAAAGAUUGUAGAGCUAAUGUUAGUUUUGAAUGAUUACAGCAAAAGUCAGGGUUUAACCAGGUUUGAGCAAAAUAGCCCCGUGGCCAGCUGUUUCUGGCUCACUCGCUCCCAUUGCCCUUUCACCACCAUUUGUGGGGAUUGAACAGUAUGUGAGUAAUAGUUGUGUUUAACACUAAUUCUAACUAUUGAAUGUUUAUCUAUAGUGCAUGCCAUAAUGAUAAUUUAUAAUUAAUGCAAGGGUAGAAUUUCUUGCAGCAGUGGCUUAUGCAUCAUCCAUUUGGUUCGAUUUGACGUAUCUCACACAUUGUCAAGUUGAAAGUCUCCAAAGCAAGCUUCCCGUCGUGGUUCACCACUUGUGGAGGAGAUCGUUCUACAAGACAUGUUCAGGAGCUGCACGCUUCAACGACAUCCUUGUUGUUUUAGGACUUUGGAUGUAUUAGUCAUGUAUUAGUGUUUUUCUUAUUCUCUUUCAACUCAUGUACUUAGUACCACUGUCCAAAUGCAACGACAUUGCAUUUGAGGGGGGGUGUUAAGGGUAGUAUAGUCAUAUCCCUCUAUCUAGGGUUCCCUCAUGUACUCUAUAUAUAUUCACCCCUAUGGGCCUCAAUACAACUGAUCCAUACAUUCUCCCUUUCUCAUUCGUAACAGGUGCAACAUAUAUACAUACCAUAUGAUUUAACGGAUUAUUCUUACCAUGUCUUCAUUAUCAAAGUUGAAGUUAAACUUUUAUCGGUUGAAUGAAUACUUCUAAGGCCCUCUGAAUGGUUUGAAUGUGCUUUAUGGCAUUUCUUGCACUAUUUUUUUUUGGUAUUUCAAAGUUUCUGCGAUAAAUGUGUAAUGUUUGUUUACCAAGAGUGGUAUUACUGUUGUCUUCUACCCUCAAUUAAUUGGUGAUUGAUUUUUCAGUUUGCUUUGCCUGUUCCAGAAAGGAAAACCAUGAAUAUCUGCACGUGCAGCAGCACACUAUCGGAAGUCUCAGGCAACCAUCCACAUGCGUGCAGCCUCAAGACAUGUGGAGACUAGUCCAGAAGCUGAAGGCUGGAGGCAGACUCAGGCCUCAUUUGAAGGCAUCUGAAGACAACAAUCGGAGUAUCAUGUUGAUGAUAUAACUGUUGUCAGUUCUGUGCAAAGUUCAACAUGGGCAUUGUUGCAGGCCAAUAUCCCGGCUGUUAGAGUGGAGGGUCCACUCUAUUUACCAGCCCAAUUAAUGCGCUUCUGAAGACAAGACAUACUCAUUGGCUUCAGUAAUAAUGGAGAAAAGAAGGAAAUAGACCAACAAUGAUAGCGCUAAAAUAUUGGGAGUUGAACCUUUGCAUGCAAUUUGACGAGUUUUUGUGUUCGGUUGGGUUUUUGUGGACGAAUCGUGGUUAGAUUCAAGUAUCUCUUUUCGUCAUGUUUGUACCUUUUGAUUUUUCACCUUUUAAUUCUGAUUUUAAGAUUUAAGAUUUGCAGGAGAAAUUAUAUUACUGAUUUGUUUGAUUACUCUA
This is a messenger RNA of Panicum virgatum (switchgrass), 5332 nucleotides long. Its product is annotated as pentatricopeptide repeat-containing protein At5g61400-like. Gene Ontology annotation, molecular function: protein binding. The transcript is spliced from 2 exons. The record is from RefSeq and is a predicted model, not a curated record. The coding region runs from base 38 to 1936 and encodes 632 amino acids. NCBI's taxonomy places the organism in Eukaryota, Viridiplantae, Streptophyta, Magnoliopsida, Poales, Poaceae.